This is a messenger RNA of Galleria mellonella (greater wax moth), 2225 nucleotides long. Its product is annotated as carboxylic ester hydrolase-like. Lineage: Eukaryota; Metazoa; Arthropoda; Insecta; Lepidoptera; Pyralidae. The record is from RefSeq and is a predicted model, not a curated record. The transcript is spliced from 11 exons. The coding region runs from base 79 to 1776 and encodes 565 amino acids.
CAUAAUUUAAAUGAGCCUUUAUAAAUUGAGUCAACAUGCUAGUUUAACUCACAGUUUGACUCGAGACAUAACAGGAAAAUGUCGUGCAAGACUGCCCUACUGUGUUUUAUCGCUGUUACAGUAAACAAUGGUAUUGUUAAUGGAGAAAAUAAGGUCUCAGUUCCGCAACCAAAUGAAAGCAGUCCUGUUACAAUAACGCCCUCUGGAGCCAUCCGCGGCUCUUGGAUGGAGACUCGUCGUGGGCGCCGCUUCGAAGGGUACCGGGGUAUUAGAUAUGCAGAACCACCGGUUGGAGAGCUCCGCUUUCAGCCACCGAAACCAAUCCACCAUUACAAGACAGAAGUAGACGCGAGAGAGGAGGGACCAGCCUGCCCCCAGCCAACAGAGGGCGACUACUACAUCGAUGAAGACUGCCUGAGGAUUAACGUUUACACACCAAACAGUAAAAGCAAGAAACCUUUACCGGUGAUAUUCUACAUGCACUCAGGUGGUUUUUACUCGAUAUCAGGGCGAAGCGAUGUCGCCGGGCCCAAAUAUUUUCUGGACCGAGACGUGGUGCUAGUCACCAUCAACUACAGGCUGGCCUCACUAGGGUUCCUUAGUACGGGCGAUGAAGUGGCUCCAGGAAAUAAUGGUUUCAAAGAUCAGGUGGUGGCGCUACGUUGGGUGCAGCGAAACAUCCGUGCCUUUGGCGGAGAUCCUAAUCUCGUCACCAUCACUGGCUGCAGCGCUGGAUCUUUCAGUGUCAUGCUUCAUAUGAUCUCCCCUAUGUCUAAAGGUCUGUUCCACCGCGCCAUAUCUAUUAGUGGGUCACCCAUCUCCCAAGUAGCAGACACUCACGACCUGAAGUAUCUAGCAGUGAAGCAAGCGGAAUUAUUAGGAUGCCCUACUAACAGCUCUAAAGUCAUUGUCGAUUGCUUGAAGACAAAGACCUUUAGAGAAAUCGGGAAUUCAUUAGAAGGUUUCUUCCUUCCCGGGUACGAUCCAGUCCUAGUGUGGUCACCAGUGGUGGAAUUGGACUUCGGACAGGAGCGGUUCCUCACGAUGAAACCAGUGGACGCGGUCCGACAAAAGAAGAUGCAUGCAGUGCCGUUUAUUAUAAGUCAAACACAAGCAGAGUUCUUCUGGAAAGCAUUCACUGUACUCAGAAACCAAACAAUUCUCGACUCGAUGAACGCUGAAUGGGAUAGAUUAGCUCCAAUCGCGUUCAUACUCCCCAAAGACAAGACAGCAAUACCUUCAGCCAACCGUCUGCGACAGGCAUUCUUAGAUGGGAAACAGCUGGUCAAUGACACGUUUACAGCAGAUGGACUGGGGAAGUUGUAUGGUGAUUCUCUUAUUGGAUUUGGUGUACAUAGAAUGGCCAACCUGAUGUGCCGGCACUCUCCCCACAAAGUGUAUUACUACGAGUUUGCGUACGUUGGCAAUCAUAGCCAUUACGAAGACCCUACCACUGGAAAACCUAUAGUGGCAGCCCACCACGAUGACCUGAUAUACCUGUUCUCGCUGCCGGCCUCGUUCCCUAUCAUCAGCGCCUCCGAUACCCUCGACUCACUAUUGGUGGACAGGAUGACAGCCAUCUACUACAACUUUGCUAUACAUGGAGAUCCGAACCCUCACGGAGAUGGAUUCCCCGAGCUGAGCUCACUGCACUGGCCGCCCAUGACGCCCUCCAAACGCGAGUACCUACACCUCGGCAGCCAGUUCCAAGUGCGAGAGAGACUCUUCGAAGACAGAUUUAAUGUUUGGGAGGAACUUUAUCCUAUACAAUAUUAGAACUGUCUAUAUCUGUGAUUUUCUAUUAAUUGAAAUGUUAUCUAUUGUGAAACAGCUGUGCUUACAGGACCCUAUAAUGGGUCUAUAAAUUAAUAGAUAAUAGUAUAUAUAUAUAUAUACUUAUUUCAGCCGUUAACUGUCCACUGCUGAACAUAAGCCUUCCCAUAAGAGGAGUUUUGCCAAUAGUUGCCACGCUUGGCAGGCGGGUUGGCAACCGCAGUUAGGCUUUUAGAAAGGUUUUAAGAAGAUGUUGCCAAUCCCUCGUCUAUAAAUAAUAUAUAACUGUAUAUUAAUAUGUGAAGCAAAAACUUUGUACCCCUUUUUACGAUAAUUGCGUAGACGGAGGACCAUGAAAUUUCGCACAAUUAUAGUUUAUAUUAAGAAGAAAUGCAGAAAGCUAAUAUAUUUUAUUAGUUAUGCAAAAAAAUACAUUAAAUCAUUAAAAAUAA